Molecule: messenger RNA, 1034 nt
Organism: Hyalella azteca
Lineage: Eukaryota; Metazoa; Arthropoda; Malacostraca; Amphipoda; Hyalellidae
Product: aldo-keto reductase family 1 member B1-like
Exons: 8
Coding region: 120-833 (237 amino acids)
Cellular component (GO): cytosol
Molecular function (GO): aldose reductase (NADPH) activity
Source: RefSeq, a predicted model, not a curated record
ACUGGCAGUCUCACUUUACGCCCAGUCGUCGCGGUGGUAGGAGGUGUGCUGUCUGCUCCUAGCGCUCAUUGUUCAGACCUAAAUUCACCCGUUUUCUGAUUGUAAAAAUUGCAUUAGCCAUGACUACUACACCAAAAGCUGUUAAGCUCAACACCGGAGCGAUGAUGCCCAUCAUUGGAUUGGGCACAUGGAAGAGCACUGAGGGGGCUGUGACAGCAGCGGUGGAGGCAGCCAUUGAUCUUGGCUACCGUCACUUUGACACUGCCUGGAUUUACGGCAAUGAGGUUGAGGUUGGAAAGGCCCUCAAAAAGAAGUUUGAUGAGGGCGUUGUGAAGCGGGAGGACCUGUUCAUUGUCACCAAGCUGUGGAACACCUUCCACCGUCCGGCCGUGGUGGAGGGCGCCCUCAGAGACUCCCUGGCCAAGCUAUUGUUGGUGGAGAGUCACCCUUACUUAGUGCAGCGGAAGCUCAUCGACUACUGCAAGAGCAAGGGCAUCGCCGUCACCGCCUACAGCCCCUUGGGGUCCCCUGACAGGCCCUGGGCCAAACCCGGGGACGUGGAGCUCAUGCAGGACCCCAAGCUGGUCGCCAUGGCGGCCAAGUACAACAAGUCGGUGGCCCAGCUCCUCAUCCGCUUCCAGAUCCAGCGUGGGAUUAUCUGCAUCCCUAAGUCCGUCACCCCCGCCAGGAUUGCGGAAAACUUCCAGGUGUUUGACUUCGACAUCUCGGCUGAGGACAUGGCGGCCAUUGAGGCCUUCGACUGCAACGGCCGCUUCUGCGUCCUCGAAAUGGACCGAACCCACAAGUACUUCCCCUUCAAGAACGAGGCGUGAGACGUCACUGCACAGCUCCUACUGCACUGCUGCCACUGCAACAACUGCUAUAGGUAGCAAGAAUAUACAUUAUAGGCACUGCAAACCCAUUGAAAAAAAUUAUGAUUAGCUGAUGAUAAAAUACUGACACGGCAGCUUCCGUAACGCCAGUCACUGCAGCAGCUAUUGCCACAGCAUUAGCAGCUAUUGCCACAGCAUUCG